Molecule: messenger RNA, 3053 nt
Organism: Ostrea edulis (European flat oyster)
Lineage: Eukaryota; Metazoa; Mollusca; Bivalvia; Ostreida; Ostreidae
Product: dynein regulatory complex subunit 6-like
Exons: 26
Coding region: 126-2585 (819 amino acids)
Biological process (GO): SCF-dependent proteasomal ubiquitin-dependent protein catabolic process
Cellular component (GO): SCF ubiquitin ligase complex
Molecular function (GO): protein binding
Source: RefSeq, a predicted model, not a curated record
GGGUAUCUUGUUGCUACCAAACAAUAUGGCGGGAUGUUUGUUCUUUCCAACUUGAAAUGCUUUUUUCCCAUUCUGCACUGAUUAACUUGUAGUUCAGUACCACAGUUUUCUUUUUUGUUACAAAAAUGGCAACCAUGGCUGCCUCAAUGAAGGGGCAGACGCCCGAAUUGAAGCGUUAUCUUCGCUCUAACAAGCUCCCAGAUAUAUACGAGGCCCUUCUCACAGGAUUAGCAGUUAUGUGUCCUGGAGAUCCACUUCAGUUUAUCCUUGAUAAACUCAGAUGCCUGAAAGAAAAUGGAAUUGAUGAGCUUAAUUGGGAUAUGUUUGUGGAAGAACACAUGAGGCCUCCAAAUAAAAUCAUUACAGAGAGCAACUUGGAUUUCAUCUUCAACCUUGACGACGAGAGUAUGAUUGAUUAUAUAGACAUUCCCGUCAACAUUCAGAGAGGACAGGGGUAUUUUGGUGGCCGAUUUGAAGGCAUUACCAAGAACCGUACAAUCUGGCCCACUCCUGAAAUGUAUGCCACAGCUUAUGGUCAUUACAACAUGAGUCUAAAAAACAUGUGUUUUAGUGCCUGGAUGCAGUAUUAUCUGCACAAGAAAAAGAAGAAACAGGCGAUGGAGAAAAAGAUGAACCGGGCUGCACUUCAUCAUGCUCAUAGGAUCCUGAGAGUUCAUCUGAAUGUGUGGAGGGACUGGUUACGAUAUAGAAAAGGAUGUCAAGCUAUGGCCUAUCACAAGCUGAAGAGGAUCUACUUCGUCAGUGUGGGGAUUGUGUUAUUUAGAGAAUGGCGGGCUGUGGCCAAACGCAACAAGGACCAGCGGGAGUACUUCGAGAUCAGCCUGCGGAGGCUGGAGCGAGGAGAGAAUGUGGACGAUGAGGAGACGUUUGGUCAAGGAGAUGGAGACGCUCAGGACAAGCUAUCUGGUCAGCUCGGGAUUGAGCUCGCUGUCAAGGUCUUUAGUUUUCUGGACAUCGCAGACCUGGCCCGCUGUGCCUGUGUGUGUAGAUCCUGGAAGGUCAUCGCCUACCACUCCAGUCUCUGGAAUAGGCUGGAUUUCAGCAAAGUGAGAAACAGAUUGGCCUAUGGAGUGACUGACACGGUGACCACAAAACUCCUGUCUAAAUGUCGGCCGUACCUGAUUCACCUGAGCAUGCGCGGCUGUUCCCAGCUUCACUCCUCCACCUUCAUGGCCGUCAGUGAAUGCAGAAAUCUACAGGAUCUCAACCUGUCAGAGUGCAAGGGUCUGGAUGAUGAGUCCCUAAAAUUAGUUGUAAAAGGCUGUAAAAUUAUCCUGUACCUCAAUCUGUCCCACACCCACAUUACCGAUGCUUCGCUGAGGACCAUUUCUAAGUACUGCCACAAUGUCCAGUUCCUGAGUCUGGGCUACUGUAAGAAGUUCUCUGACCGCGGACUGCAGUACCUGUCUGCUGGAAAGUGCAGUAAGAAACUGGAAUACCUGGACUUGUCUGGAUGCCUCCAGAUAACUCCAGAUGGUUUUAAGAGCCUCUCACAUGGUUGUACUAUGUUACAGACGCUAAUUCUGAAUGAGUUUCCGACUCUCAAUGACGACUGUAUGAUAGCCAUAGCUGCUAAAUGUACCAAGAUCCACACCCUGUCCAUCCUUGGAUCGCCACUGCUGACUGACGAAACAUUCAAACGACUGGCUAACAACAGGCAUCUCCGGAAACUGCGAGUAGAAGGUAACCAGAGAAUGUCGGAUUUAUCCCUGAAAGCAAUAGGGAAAAACUGUACAGACCUGGAGCAUCUGUAUUUGGCAGACUGCCAGAGACUGACAGACGUGUCACUGAAGGCAAUCGCAAACUGCACGAAACUUGUCGUCUGUAACAUAGCUGAUGUCGUGCAGAUAACCAACACGGGCGUCCAGAACUUGGCUGAAGGAUCAUGUGCUGGGUCCCUGAGGGAACUGAACUUGACUAACUGUAUACGAGUGGGAGACAUGGCCAUGUUUAAUAUCAGGAAGUUUAAGAAUAUGGUGUACCUGAGUGUUUGUUUCUGUGAACACAUCAGUGAGAAAUCAGGGAUAGAACUUCUGGGUCAGCUGCAUGCUUUAGUUUCCCUGGAUAUAUCCGGCUGUAACUGUUCGGAUGAGGGGCUGUCAUCUUUGGGGAAAUACAAUAACCACUUGAGGGACGUUACCCUCUCCGAGUGUGCAGACAUCACUGACCUGGGUCUACAGAAAUUCACACAGCAAUGUAAGGACAUCGAGAGGCUGGACUUAUCACACUGCAAGCUGUUGACAGAUGGUGCUAUCAAGAACCUUGCCUUCUGCUGUCGUUAUCUAACAUCCCUAAACUUAGCUGGCUGUAAACUGAUCACCAAUCUGAGUAUCCAGUAUCUCUCCGGUGUCUGCCAUCAUCUUCACACGCUGGAUAUCAGUGGUUGUAUCAUCAUCACAGAUAAAGCUUUGAAAUAUCUACGCAAAGGCUGCAAGAAACUCAAAUACCUCACCAUGUUAUACUGCAAAGGAAUCACCAAACAUGCUGCCAUGAAGAUGAUGAGACACGUGCCGGCCCUGAAGUACAGCGAUGAUGAAAUUCCUAUUUACUAUGGAUACAAAUGAGUUGCUAUGGAUACAAAUGAGUUACUAUGGAUACAAAUGAGUCCUAACAUGAAGACUCGAUGUGUUGUGAAUGGAUAGUCAGUAAUUGUGUAUGUGACGGUUAGAUUGGGAGCUAGAGAGAAAGUGUAGACCAAAUGGAUGACAAACAUUGUAUAAUGUGCUUCUCCUCAGUAGUAACAGAGACUGGGAGAUGUACAGAUAGUCUCUCCACAUGUUUCUUACAAGGUCUGAGAAGGAUGGUGUUGUCUUGGAAGUACAAUUACCAUGUGUUUAUCAGAUCAACAUUUUGCUGUGAUAUUUCAAACUUCAUAGGCAUUAAGAGUACUUUUAAGAAUUUGUCAAGGAAGAUAAUUGUGGGAAUGUAAAUUAUUAUGAUUAAUUUGUUAAUGUUUCUCAUUUUGUUUGAAAAUGUACAUUUAAUAUUUAUUUGAUAUUAAGUGGUGCAUGAAAUAAAACACCGUGAUCAUG